Messenger RNA from Aphanomyces astaci, 1674 nucleotides. RefSeq lists its product as hypothetical. Gene Ontology annotation, molecular function: monooxygenase activity; iron ion binding; heme binding. The coding region runs from base 13 to 1611 and encodes 532 amino acids. The transcript is spliced from 9 exons. The record is from RefSeq and is a predicted model, not a curated record. NCBI's taxonomy places the organism in Eukaryota, Oomycota, Saprolegniomycetes, Saprolegniales, Verrucalvaceae.
GUUUCCAUCACGAUGACCGAUCUCGUGGCCACUGCGCUCGGCUACCCCACAGUCGUCAUCGGCGUGUUUGGCCUCGUGUCCGUUGUCGGCGGUGUCUUGGUGUACUUGUUCACCAUCAAACCAGCACUCAGCCCAUUGAACGUCAUUCCUGGCCCCAAGUCGACCCACUGGUUGUUUGGUUCCCUCAAGGAAAUCAUCGACACCAAGUGGAGCAAGGGUCAUUUCCCCCAACCUGCGCUCUCUUGGGUCAAGAAAUACGGCGGCGCAGUGCACUACCGUGCUUUUCUCAGACACCGCGUGUUGAUCACAGACCCAGAAGCGCUCAAGCACGUGUUUAAUACCAAGGCCGACAAUUACCCUCGAUCGACCGAUUCCCGUCUCUUCCUCCGGGAAAUCAUCGGAGGGGACGGACUCCUUAGCUCGGAAGGCGACGCGCACACACACAUGCGAAAGAUGCUCAUGCCCCACUUUGGAUUUGCCAAAGUCCGCCAGUUCAUCGACGUGUUUGCAGGGCAAACCCAAGCCCUCAGCUCGCAAUUGGAUCGUCUGGCCGACACAAACGCGCCCGUGGACAUGCAUGACUUGUUUACCAAGUUGACGCUGGACAUCAUCGGACUAUCCGCGUUUGGGUACGAUUUCCAGUCGCUGACCAACCAGAAUGAGCGUGUGAUGGCCGCGUACAAGAUGAUGAACCAGCCGCCGUCCAUCUUGUUUGCCGUUGGCCGCGUGUACCUCCCUUUUUUUGACAGAUGGCCCUUGCGCGCGAUCCAACGACGCAACGACGCCAAGCGCAUGCUGUUUCAAACUGUGGACGAUGUCAUUUCCGCCAAACUGAAGGCGCCCCGUCGCCGCACUGGCGCUGCCACCGACUUGGUCGAUCUCAUGCUGGACAAUCAAUCGACCGAGCACAAGGUCAGCGCCGAGGAAGCGCGGACGCAUGUCAUGACGUUCUUGACUGCUGGCCACGAGACGACGAGCAGUACGUUGUGCUGGGUGUUUAGCAUGUUGGCCACGCAUCCGGAGAUGGAAACGAAAGCUCGCUCCGAGUGCCAUGACGUCGCCGCCGCCAACAAUGGCAGAAUCGAGUGGAAGUCGCUUGGCGAGCUCAAAUAUGUCACUGCGUUCAUUCAAGAAACGCUGCGGUUGUAUCCGACGAUUGCCGCCUUGGCCACCCGCGAGACCGCCACCGACGAUUACUUGCCCAUGGCCAGUGGCAAAUCGUAUUUUGUACCCAAGGGAACAACGAUUGCCGUCAACACGGGGGCUUUACAUCGCAAUCCAAUGUACUGGAGCACCCCCGAUGAGUUUGUGCCAGAGCGCUUUUUGGAAGGGUCGGAGCCGUUUGCUGCGGACAAGGUGUUGCGGCACGGCCAAGGCAACACGUAUUACUACAUGCCGUUCAGCGCCGGGGCCAAGAACUGCAUCGGCAUGCGCUUCGCCAUGGCCGAAUUGCAGGUCGUCGUGUCGAAUUUGCUGCUAAAGUAUUCGUUCAAGGUGACAAACCAAGCCGAUUUGAACCCCAAGCAGGAUGGCGUGUCCAUCAAGCCGGUCAAGUUGGACAUGAUGGUACACCGUGCUGCCACCAGCUUUUCGACCGUAGAUAGUCCAUAGGCUGCGGCGUCCGCCACAUAGCUCACGACGAAGUAAAUAACAUUACAUUUCUGUUUCUUUCCA